Messenger RNA from Strongylocentrotus purpuratus (purple sea urchin), 3007 nucleotides. RefSeq names its product GATOR complex protein MIOS. The coding region runs from base 140 to 2857 and encodes 905 amino acids. The record is from RefSeq and is a predicted model, not a curated record. The transcript is spliced from 23 exons. Gene Ontology annotation, cellular component: cytoplasm. Lineage: Eukaryota; Metazoa; Echinodermata; Echinoidea; Camarodonta; Strongylocentrotidae. Gene Ontology annotation, molecular function: protein binding. Gene Ontology annotation, biological process: positive regulation of TORC1 signaling; cellular response to amino acid starvation.
AAGGAGUCCAAAUGUGAUGCCGAUAAUUAUGAUAGUCUGUAGGCCUACAUCGUAUUAUAAUAUUUAUUAAUCUAGAGCUUUAUCAUCUUAGUAGUCAUGCUGAGUAGUAACCUGCCACUGUAACUUUCUGGAUACCAAGAUGACAAGCAAGUGGACGCAGGAUAUUCAAUGGUCCCCGGUGCAUCCUGAUACCUUUUUCUCCCUGUCGGUUGGAACGAAUCAAGUGGAAUUCAACCAGUAUGCUGUGGAGUCACUCUCCAAUUAUGACAUAGCAGGACAUGGAUCUUCUAAACCAUCAGGUCGGCAGGUUUCUGAAACAGGAUUUGCACGCCUUCAAUUCUCCAAGUCGGAUCUCUUUACGAACAACAAAGACGAAGUACAGAGAAUAAAAUGUUUUGCCUGUUACCCGAAGGCAGUACCGGAGAACCUGCUUGGUCUUGGUCUCUCUACAGGAAAGGUGUUGCUCACUUCGUUUGUUUCAGAUCCGCAGACAGAUCCUACUAAUCUCAUCGGAGCAGAAUUCCCUCCCAAGCAUUCCAGACUAUGUACCAGCCUGGCAUGGAAUGCUGUCGACUCAAAGUUGUUGGCUGUUAGUUUUGACAAAUACAGAACAGACUGCAGUCUAUCGAUCUAUGACAUCAAUGUGAGAGGCGGAGGUGGAGGAGGGCAAUCUAGGCCUUUGUCAGUUGGAAGUGAAAGGGAUACCAGAGGGGUAACAGAAUUAGUAUACAGUGAUGCCCUGCAUUCCAUGGCCUGGCUACUACACCAGCCCUGCAACCUCAUGGUGGGACAAGGUCAGAAGAAUCUAAGGCUCUAUGACAUCAGAGAUCCCUCAAAGCACAAAAGCAGUGCCAUCACCAAGGCAGUGUAUGGAAUCUCUGCAGACCCACUGUAUGAACAUCGGCUAGCCUCAUUCUUUGAAGACCAGACCAUGAUCUGGGAUCUGCGCCAUUUUGAAAAACCAGUACUCAGCUUCCGUGAAGCAAGGGGCGUGGUCAAGCUCGGGUGGAGUCCCACUCGAUACGGCACCUUGGCUUGCCUAACCAAGCAGAGCAAUGUCAUCAAACUCUACAACAUACAGCAUGUUGGUCAAGAAGUGGAAUACACUGAAAAGCAUGUCAAACCCAACUAUCUAAACCAGCAUCAGGUAGCCAUCUUUGCUUGGCAUCCCAACCAGGAGAAUAGAAUGCUUGCUCUGUCACCAGGGGGCGCUAUGCAAGAUCUUACAAUCUAUGAUGCCAUAUCACUGGAUUGGUCUCCCCACUCUUCCUAUUCUGUAGCCUCAGGGAGGCAUCUGUUCUACUGUCUUCCAUCCUCUGAUUGCACUACAGAAGAUGAGGAUAUAUCAAGUACCAUGAAGAGAAGGGCUUCUAAUGGCUACGGUAUGAAGACCGAGCCACUAAGCCAGAAUGCAGCAUUAGCAGGCAAUGACUUGCAGGUCAACAAACUAUGGCAUUGGUUACACAGAAUAAAAUCCUUGCAGACGAUCAGCCGAUCCGCAUCGUCUUCAAAGUCCUCCUCGACGCCAUCAGGCAUGAUGGACUUCUGUGGGGUGAAACAGCUGAUGUGUAGGGAAGGCUCCGAGAACCAGGCAGGAGGACUGAGAAGCAAGCUAGACCCCAUGGCGUGGGAGGGAUUGGACGGAACGCUGGAGGCUAAUAUCUAUAGAAGCAAAGAAAGGUCCCAAGCACUCAGGCUAUGUGGAUGGGACUUUGAUAGUGAUCCUAAUGCCUUCAGGGAUUUCACACAGAGGUUAGAAUCUGAGGGAAACUAUGAGAGAGCAGCAGCUAUUUGUGUGUUCCAUCUGAAGAUGAGGCAAGCCAUUGAUAUCCUCAACAAAGGGGCUGAUGCUGCUAAAGAUGGCAAGCAUGACCUGCAUCCCGUUGCCAUGGCGCUAUCGGGAUUUACUCCAGACAAGGACACCCUCUGGUGUUCAAUGUGCAGCGCUCUGUGUCGUCAGCUUCGCAAUCCAUACCUCAGAGCAAUGUUUGGCUUCCUUACAACGAGCGAUGAUAAAUACGAGGCUGUCGUUAGAGAAUUGGAGAUCAGCAUUGAGGAUCGUGUGGCCUUUGCUUGUAUCUUCCUGAACGAUGCCCAGCUGGUGACCUUUGUACAGGAGCUGACCUUGCAGGUCGUAACCGAUGGUAACCUUGCUGGUGUUCUCCUUACUGGACUCACCAAGGAUGGUGUGGAGCUCUUGCAGUCAUAUGUUGACAGGACUGCCGAUGUACAGACAGCAAGUCUUGUAGCAGUGCAGGCUCUACCACCAGAGCUCUACAGGGAAGAGUUUGUGCAGCACUGGAUAGAAAGCUAUCGACAACUCUUAGAUACGUGGAGACUAUGGCAUGAAAGGGCCAAGUUUGAUUUGCUAUACCAGGCUCAUGCUAAAGAGAAAGUGUCCAAACAAAUCUACGUCAGCUGUCACUUCUGCCAGAGUCCUAUCUCACCUAGCGAGCUAGCUAAGGGAGGUAAGGCUGGCUACAUGGGAGGCUACGCAAGAGGAUUUCAGCAGAGAAGGUCGAAUACUUGUUACAAGUGCAGGAAGGCGCUGCCUCGCUGUGCUCUAUGCUUGAUGCACAUGGGUACCAGGUCUGGCGAGUCCAAACUCAGUCCACAACAGAGGAGUUACAAACCUUCCAGCAAGCAAGCAGCUUCAGUACAACCUAUGAUGAGACAGACUGAUUUUGGAGAAUGGUUUUCAUGGUGUCAGAGCUGUAGACAUGGAGGUCACGCUGAUCAUCUCACAGAAUGGUUCCGGACCCACAGUGAGUGCCCAGUCACAUCUUGUAUGUGUCGAUGUAUGCUUCUAGACUCCGUAGCAGCCGUCUCACCUUCAACAGAGAUUUCAGUCAAGUGACACAUCACAUGAUUUCAUUAUCAUACUUAGGCCACCUUCCAGAGACCUCUUGGUCAUGUGACUCACUUGUAUCACCUGAUUUGAGGUUUGGUACACCUUCCACAAAGCUGUUAGUCAUGUGAUCUAUCACAAGGUUUGGCUAUGCAGUCA